UAAAAAAACUCCAAGUUCCAUAAUGCCUUGGGACGCGUACCCGGAAGUAGUACGUCUCCAUUCAAGCAGGUUCAAGGAAAGCACGACGCAGUAGUCUUCAAAUACAGUAAAAGUUACGUUCAUAUAAAACAGUCAUGCCGCCUGGGCCUGUUCAAAUUGUUCAGCCGGAGACCAACAAGAAUGAUGCAGCGGAAGAAACUCCGGCCACCAAACCCAUUGUUGGUAUCAUAUAUCCACCUCCUGAGGUCCGGAACAUUGUUGACAAGACGGCCAGCUUUGUUGCCAGGAAUGGGCCUGAGUUUGAAGCAAGAAUCCGUCAGAAUGAGAUCAACAAUCCAAAGUUUAAUUUCCUCAACCCCAAUGACCCCUACCAUGCCUACUAUCGUCACAAAGUCAAUGAAUUUAAGGAGGGAAAGGCACAAGAGCCAUCUGCCGCAGUUCCGAAGGUCAUGCAGCAGCAGGCCAUGCAGCAACAACAGCUUCCUCAAAAAGUGCAGUCACAGGUGAUUCAGGAGACUGUGAUUCCAAAAGAACCACCCCCAGAAUUUGAAUUCAUUGCAGAUCCUCCAUCAAUCUCAGCUUUUGAUCUGGACGUUGUCAAACUAACUGCCCAGUUUGUUGCUCGCAAUGGCCGCCAGUUUCUGACUCAGCUCAUGCAGAAGGAGCAGAGAAACUACCAGUUUGAUUUCUUGCGGCCACAGCACAGCCUUUUCAACUACUUUACUAAACUGGUUGAACAGUAUACUAAGAUUCUGAUCCCUCCCAAAGGCCUGCUAAACAAGCUAAAGAAAGAGGCAGAAAAUCCAAGAGAGGUUAUGGACCAGGUGAGGUAUCGUGUUGAGUGGGCAAAGUUCCAGGAGCGUGAGAGAAAGAAGGAGGAGGAGGAAAGGGAGAAAGAGAGAGUGGCUUAUGCCCAAAUUGAUUGGCACGACUUUGUAGUGGUGGAAACUGUGGAUUUCCAGCCUAAUGAGCAAGGCCACUUUCCUCCACCUACUACACCAGAGGAGCUUGGUGCUCGCAUCCUAAUCCAAGAGCGCUAUGAGAAGUAUGGGGAAAGUGAAGAGGUGGAAAUGGAAGUUGAGAGUGAGGAUGAGGAGGAUGAACGUGAGGAUCGGCGUGAUGGCCAGCCCUCACAGCCAGAUCAGGACACACAAGUGCAGGAUAUGGAUGAGGGAUCUGAUGAAGAGGAUGAUGGCAUGAAAGCACCACUGCCACCAGACAACCCCAUGCCACCUCCACUGCCCCCAACACCAGACCAAGUUAUUAUUCGCAAAGACUAUGAUCCCAAAGCUUCCAAGCCUCAGCCCUCAAUAUCAGUUCCAGAUGAGUACCUCAUUUCACCAAUUACUGGUGAGAAGAUUCCAGCCAGUAAGAUGCAAGAGCACAUGCGUAUUGGUCUUCUGGAUCCACGCUGGCUGGAGCAAAGGGACCGCAGCAUCAGAGAGAGGCAGACAGAGGAUGAAGUUUAUGCUCCUGGCCUGGAUAUUGAGAGCAGCUUGAAACAACUUGCUGAGAGGCGUACUGAUAUCUUUGGUGUGGAAGAAACGGCCAUUGGUAAAAAGAUUGGUGAAGAAGAAAUCCAGAAACCAGAGGAAAAGGUUACAUGGGAUGGUCAUUCAGGAAGUAUGGCACGUACCCAGCAAGCAGCACAGGCCAAUAUCACUCUCCAAGAGCAGAUUGAAGCCAUCCACAAGGCCAAAGGGCUGGUUGGAGAAGAUGACACUAAAGAGAAAAUUGGCCCAAGCAAGCCCAGUGAAAUUCAUCAUCAGCCUCCAAUCCCCUCAUCUUCUGUCAGUUUACCUAAACCCACUCCUAUCACAGCAGUGCCUCGUCCACCCUCCUCUGUGGCUCCUCCAGUGCGCACCACUCUGCUGUCUGCUGUGCCUGUAAUUCCAAGGCCACCUGUAGCUCCUGUGGUCCGCCUAGCACCAGGCCAAGUCAUAACAUCAAUGCCUCCCAUGAUUCCUGCUCCUCGCAUCAAUGUGGUUCCCAUGCCACCUUCAGCACCCCACAUCAUGGCCCCCAGACCACCCCCAAUGGUGGUUCCAGCUGCAUUUGUUCCAGCUCCUCCUGUACCACAACCCCCAAGCUCUGUUCCUGCACCUCCAGCCCACCCACCCCCUCCCCAUGAGGAUGAACCAGUCAGCAAGAAGAUGAAAACAGAGGACAACCUCAUUCCAGAGGAUGAGUUUCUGCGUAGAAACAAGGGUCCAGUGGCAGUUAAAGUGCAAGUCCCCAACAUGCAGGAUAAGACUGAAUGGAAGCUGAGCGGCCAAGUGCUGAAUUUCACUGUCCCACUCACAGACCAGGUAUCUGUUAUCAAAGUCAAAAUCCAUGAAGCCACAGGCAUGCCAGCUGGAAAACAGAAGUUACAAUAUGAGGGUAUUUUUAUCAAGGAUUCCAACUCUCUGGCUUAUUACAACAUGUGCAAUGGCUCAGUCAUUCACUUGGCACUGAAGGAGAGAGGUGGAAGAAAGAAGUGAGCCAUGCAACAAGUCAACAUUUCCAAUGUGGAUGUUUUCUUACUCAGUCAUGUAAUUUGAGUUUUAUAAAAGAAAUCAUACUGUACUUGUAAAAGCAUUUACAUGUGAAAACCAUGUCAUUCUUAAAUGUUAAGUUUUCCCACACAGAUUUGGCUUGCUAUGACUUCCCACUGUUGAACUAAUUGUUAAUAAAAUCUAAUCUGUUGUUUGAUAAAUUGUGACAACCAUAGACUGUGUAGAGGUCAGUAACGUUCAUUAAAUAAAAGAAUAAAAACA
Messenger RNA from Sphaeramia orbicularis (orbiculate cardinalfish), 2759 nucleotides. RefSeq names its product splicing factor 3a, subunit 1 (gene sf3a1). Gene Ontology annotation, molecular function: protein binding; RNA binding. Gene Ontology annotation, cellular component: U2 snRNP; U2-type prespliceosome; catalytic step 2 spliceosome. Gene Ontology annotation, biological process: mRNA cis splicing, via spliceosome; regulation of alternative mRNA splicing, via spliceosome. The transcript is spliced from 16 exons. NCBI's taxonomy places the organism in Eukaryota, Metazoa, Chordata, Actinopteri, Kurtiformes, Apogonidae. The coding region runs from base 135 to 2483 and encodes 782 amino acids. The record is from RefSeq and is a predicted model, not a curated record.